UUUAUCCCACAUUCGCUGAGAGGCAUCUCACCCCGAUGGGCAGAAAAGUCCCUCCACGGGUGUGGAGCGUGCACCGGGCUCACACAGAUUAGAUUGUCCGUGGUUGUACAUUUUGCAUUUCAUCGGGCUAAAUUGCUUCUACUUUACUGACCAGAGUAGAAACGACAGUUUUGUGUGGAUAUCGGGCAAAGAUGCUCGACUCUACUUCAGACUUUUCUCUGUUGAAGAACAGUGUCAAACAUAACGCAGUGCUGCUGUCUCUCCAGUCAGUGACGAAGGGAUGGCAGAGAGUGAUGGAGGGAUGUGGACGGGGGACAGUCUGGUACCCGCAGACCAACCGUUCAGACCGUUGCUGCAGGCCCCUCUCCGGUCUCCAGAUGUGUCACGGAGGAGGUUACUUCAGAUGCCCGGAGCUGCAGUACCCUUCCCUCCCCUCAAGGUGCUGUCCAAUGGGGAGCCGUGCCUCCUGUUCCAGGCCAGGAAGCUGUCUCUCCGCUAUGAGAAGCAGAAGCAGCUGGACCUAACGGAGCGGGCGUUUUCUCCCCGAAAACCCGUCGACACCAGCCAGUCCGUCUGCCGCCAGGACCAGGCUACGCUGGUCAUGAGGUUUGGGGAUGUGGAGGAUUUGAGAGGCCUGUCCAUGAGACUGCAGCUGUCCAACACUUUCUACGAGUCUUCGGGUCAGUGGUGGUUCUCGGUGGACAGCGUCUCCCUGCUCUACAACGCGUCUGAAGAGGCCGUGUUCAAUGCCAGUGAGGUGUACGCUCCGGCCUCCUCCUCCUACCACUGCCUCCAUGUCAGCAACCUGCAGCGCCACAGCGCCCUGCUGCUGCCCGGCACCGACCACGCCCGCCGCUGGACCGUCAGCUUCACUGACUUCCAGAUUCAGGCGUUCAACAUCAGCUCCGGUAAGUUUUCUCCCGCGAGCGACUGCGCCACCUUCCUGACGCCGGCCAUCCUGAUGGGCCUCAUCACUUCCCUCAUCCUGCUGCUGGUCCUGGCCUACGCCCUGCACAUGGUCGUCCACCUGAGACACAUCGAUCACGACGACGAACACAAGGCCGACGUCUACUUCCCCAAAAACCCCGAACAGCCUGAACACUGCUACGUGGAAAACGCCGCGGAGAAAAAUAUUCUGUAGGAAGAUAAUUAGAGACUGUUAACACAUACACUUUGCAAAGAGAC
Molecule: messenger RNA, 1185 nt
Organism: Xiphias gladius (swordfish)
Lineage: Eukaryota; Metazoa; Chordata; Actinopteri; Istiophoriformes; Xiphiidae
Gene: atp6ap1la
Product: ATPase H+ transporting accessory protein 1 like a
Exons: 8
Coding region: 281-1141 (286 amino acids)
Cellular component (GO): proton-transporting V-type ATPase complex
Source: RefSeq, a predicted model, not a curated record